AUGACUUUACUCAAUCUUGUUCUCAUUUUAUGUGCUGGAGUAACAUCUGCAUUAGUUGCUGACUCUUUGUCUGAACCAAGUUCACGUAUGUGUAUGAUCUAUUGUCAAUACGGUUUCCAGCGUGAUGCUAAUGGACAAUCGAUGUGCGUAUGCAAAAAAAGUCCAUGUGAGGGAGAAGAAACCCCACUGGAAGGUUAUUUUUGUGGACGUAGCAUCAAUCGUCGUGAAUGCCCAUCAACACAUGAGUGUAUAAUAGCACGAAACGAUGCUUAUGCUGUCUGUUGUCCUCGUGCUCAAGAACUACCAAUAAGUAGUACGACCAAAUUAGGUACUUGCCCAUCAACAGCAUCAGGCAUGAUGGGCAUUUGUAUUGCUCGAUGUACUGAUGAUAGUAAUUGUCCAGGUGACCAAAAAUGUUGUGGUGGGUGUCCUCGACAAUGUACGAAGCCUAUCUUUGCAUGA
This is a messenger RNA of Adineta steineri, 462 nucleotides long. NCBI's taxonomy places the organism in Eukaryota, Metazoa, Rotifera, Eurotatoria, Adinetida, Adinetidae. The record is from the annotation of a GenBank genome assembly.